This is a messenger RNA of Chrysochloris asiatica (Cape golden mole), 1323 nucleotides long. It is a transcript of the gene RNF121, whose product is annotated as ring finger protein 121. The transcript is spliced from 9 exons. The coding region runs from base 340 to 1323 and encodes 327 amino acids. Lineage: Eukaryota; Metazoa; Chordata; Mammalia; Afrosoricida; Chrysochloridae. The record is from RefSeq and is a predicted model, not a curated record. Gene Ontology annotation, molecular function: ubiquitin protein ligase activity; metal ion binding. Gene Ontology annotation, cellular component: endoplasmic reticulum membrane; Golgi membrane.
GAGUGAGGGAGCGUCUCGAAAGUUGUCUAUUUUAGUGAUCCUCCCCAUUUGGCUUUUAAAAAGAGAACUCUUGAAAUAUUUGCACGGAAAAUAAAACUAUCUAAUUUUCUUAUUUUUCAAUAUCUUUCCCCUUUCGAAGGCUAGAAAGGCAUGGGAACGGUCUCUUCUUGACCCUAAAGUCAGUAGCAAGUAGAUAGUCUCUUAGUUUCUGACAGGUCCCCGCCAGUCUUGAUGCCCCGCCUCCUUUACAGGAACUCACACCAUCCAUUGGCUAGGAGUGCUUGAGCGGCGGAAGCAGCUGGCUCGGCGGGGACUAAGGGGAGGGGACGAGUCCUAAAGAUGGCGGCAGUGGUAGAGGUGGAGGUUGGAGGAGGUGUUGCUGGGGAACGGGAGCUGGAUGAGGUUGAUAUGUCGGACCUGUCCCCAGAGGAGCAAUGGAGGGUUGAGCAUGCACGCAUGCAUGCCAAGCACCGAGGCCAUGAAGCCAUGCAUGCUGAGAUGGUCCUUAUCCUCAUCGCUACCUUGGUGGUGGCUCAACUACUCCUGGUACAGUGGAAGCAGAGGCACCCCCGAUCCUACAAUAUGGUGACUCUCUUUCAGAUGUGGGUUGUCCCCCUCUAUUUCACAGUGAAGCUGCACUGGUGGAGGUUCCUAGUGAUCUGGAUUAUUUUCUCUGCCAUCACUGCCUUUGUCACCUUCAGAGCCACCCGAAAACCUCUCAUACAGACAACCCCAAGGUUGGUUUAUAAGUGGUUCCUGCUGAUCUAUAAAAUCAGUUAUGCUACUGGCAUCGUUGGCUACAUGGCUGUCAUGUUUACUCUCUUUGGUCUUAACUUACUAUUCAAAAUCAAACCAGAAGAUGCCAUGGACUUUGGCAUUUCACUCCUCUUCUAUGGCCUCUACUAUGGAGUUCUUGAGCGGGACUUUGCAGAAAUGUGUGCAGACUACAUGGCGUCUACCAUAGGGUUCUACAGUGAGUCGGGGAUGCCUACCAAACACCUUUCGGACAGCGUAUGUGCCGUGUGUGGGCAGCAGAUCUUUGUGGAUGUCAGUGAAGAAGGCAUCAUCGAGAACACAUAUAGGUUAUCCUGCAAUCACGUAUUCCAUGAAUUCUGUAUCCGAGGAUGGUGCAUUGUGGGAAAGAAGCAGACGUGUCCCUACUGCAAAGAGAAGGUAGACCUCAAGAGGAUGUUCAGUAACCCCUGGGAGAGGCCUCAUGUCAUGUAUGGGCAACUGUUGGAUUGGCUUCGAUACCUGGUAGCCUGGCAGCCUGUCAUCAUUGGCCUUGUACAAGGCAUCAACUACAUCCUGGGCCUGGAAUAG